GGGCGGGCGGGGGCGCCUGGCUGAGGAGGGUUCGGUUUUGCCCCCCAUGAGGGAGAGGGGAGGGGGGCAGCUGGCCCCUUCCCCAUCUCGCCCUCCUGAGGGAUGAAGGCGGCGCAGGGGAGUGCCGAGGAAUCGGAGAAACUGAAUAAGAUGAGUUCCCUUUUGGAAAGGCUUCACGUCAAGUUUAAUCCAAACAGCAGACCAUGGACAGAAACCAUGAAGCUUGUCCGGCAAGUCAUGGAAAAACGAAUCGUGAUGAACUCUGGAGGGCACCAGCACCUUGUAAGCUGCUUGGAAACUUUGCAGAAGGCCUUGAAAGUGACAUCUCUUCCUGCCAUGACAGAUCGCUUGGAGUCCAUUGCUCGACAAAAUGGCCUCGGAUCUCACCUGAGCCCAAACGGCACCGAGUGUUACAUCACUUCGGACAUGUUCUACGUAGAAGUCCACUUGGAUCCUGCAGGGCAGCUGUGUGAUGUCAAGGUGGCCCACCACGGCGAGCAGCCUGUGAGCUGCCCUGAACUGGUGCAACACCUCAGCAAACUCAAAACUAAAAUGUACCUGGCUCUUCAGUCCUUGAUGGACCUUUCAAAGAUGGCGGGGAUGUACUGGCAAGCCACCAAUGCGAACCCCUUGGACAAGAUUUUGCACGGCACUGUGGGCUAUCACCCGAGGAGUGGCGGUCACCUGAUGAAUCUGAAGUAUUACGUUUCCCCAUAUGAUAUGAUCGAAGAAGGUACCGGAGCCCCUGUCAUUCUCAAUGAGAACAAUGUUCCUCGACACCUGGGUAUGAACAUGUGUGUUACGAUCGAGGGAACUUUGACAAUGAACAAACUUCCAAUUGCUCCUCUGAUAAUGGGGUCGCAUCCUGUGGACAACAAAGGAACACCCUCCUUCUCCUCCAUCACCAGUGCCAACAGCGUUGAUUUGCCAGCGUGCUUCUUCUUGAAGUUCUCUAGGUCAAUUCCAGUAUCAAGGGCUUUCAUUCAGAAACUUCAGAACUGCACAGGCAUCCCAUUGUUCGACACUCCCCCAACGUACGUCCCCUUAUACGAGCUCAUCACGCAGUUUGAGCUGUCCAAAGACGUGGACCCUGGACCGCUGAACCACAAUAUGCGCUUCUAUGCAGCUCUGCCAGGACAGCAGCAUUGCUACUUCCUCAAUAAAGAUGCCCCCUUGCCAGACGGGCGAAGCCUCCAAGGAACUCUGCUCAGCAAAAUCCCGUUCCACCAUCCUAGCCGGGUGCCGCUCCUCCUCAACUUGAUUCGGCACCAGGUGGCGUACAACACCCUGAUCGGCAGCUGCGUCAAGCGAACGGUCUUAAAAGAAGAUUCCCCAGGGAUCCUGCAGUUUGAAGUCUGCCCCCUGUCCGACUCCUGUUUCAGCGUGUCGUUUCAGCAUCCCGUGAAUGACUCCUUAGUCUGUGUGGUCAUGGAUGUACAAGAUUCCACCCACGUGAACUGUAAACUGUAUAAGGGGCUCUCCGAUGCGCUCAUCUGCACAGAUGACUUCAUUGCGAAAGUCGUUCAAAGGUGUAUGUCCAUUCCCGUGACCAUGAGAGCCAUCCGCAGGAAAGCAGAGACGAUCCAAGCCGACACGCCGGCCUUGUCCCUCAUCGCCGAAACCGUCGAAGACAUGGUGAAGAAAAACCUGCCCCCGGCCAGCAGCCCGGGCUACGGCAUGACAACCAGCAACAACCCGAUGAGCGGAACCACCACGCCCACCAGCACGUUCUCCGGGGGCCCCAUCUCCACCCUCUUUGGCAUGGGCAUGGGCAUCAAAGAGCGGCAUGACUCGGUGGGCCACGGGGAGGACUUCAGCAAAGUGUCCCAGAACCCCAUCCUCACCAGCUUGCUGCAGAUCACGGGCAGCGUGGGCUCCACCAUCGGCUCCAGCCCCACCCCUCCUCACCACACCCCUCCCCCGGUGUCGUCUCCGGCCAGCAACACCAAGAACCACCCCAUGCUCAUGAACCUGCUGAAGGACAAUCCCACCCAAGACUUUUCCACCCUCUACGGGAGCAGCCCGCUGGAGAGGCAGAACUCCUCCUCCGGCUCCCCGAGGAUGGAGAUCGGGCCGGGGGGCAACAAGCAGAAGAAGAAGAAGUCUCGCAUCCCCGCCGACAAGCCCAAGCACCAGACAGAAGACGACUUCCAAAGGGAGCUGUUCUCCAUGGACGUCGACUCCCAGAACCCCAUCUUCGACGUCAACAUGACCGCCGACACCUUGGACACCCCCCACAUCACUCCCGCGCCCAGCCAGUGCAGCACCCCGCCCACAACCUACCCGCAGUCCUUACCUCACGCCCAGCCCAGUAUUCAGAGGAUGGUCCGGCUCUCUAGUUCGGACAGCAUCGGCGCCGACGUCACGGACAUCCUUUCCGACAUAGCGGAAGAAGCGUCCAAACUGCCGAGCGCCGGUGAAGACUGCCCUCCUGUCGGAACGCCGGUGAGGGACUCGUCCAGUUCGGGGCACUCCCAGAGCGCCCUCUUCGACCCGGACGUCUUCCAGUCCAACAACAGCGAGAACCCUUACACUGACCCGGCCGACCUGAUCGCCGAUGCCACCGUCAGCCCCAACAGUGACUCUUCCAACCAGUUUUUCCCUGACGGAGUGGAUUUCAACCCCGACCUCCUGAACAGCCAGAGCCAAAGCGGUUUUGGAGAGGAGUACUUUGACGACAGCAGCCAGAGCGGAGACGCCGACGACUUCAAGGGCUUUGCGCCGCAAACGAUAAGUACUCUGGGCGUGCAGGUGCUGGGGGGAGAUGGCGGGGAGAGUAAGUUCAAGGCGAGCAGUCAAGCGGAGACGGUCGACUUUAGUAUUAUCACGGCUUCCAGCAAGGCUCUGGGAACCUCUGAUGUCAUGGAGCAUCAUAGCGGAAGCCAGAGCCCCUUGCUGAGCACGGGAGAUUUGGGGAAGGAGAAGCCGCAGAAGCGGGUCAAGGAGGGUAACGGAUCCGGGAGUUCCUUAACAGGCCCGGGGCUGGAUGGCAAGGGAGGAAAACGCAGCCGCACCCCAUCCAGCGAUGGGAAGAGCAAAGAAAAGGUCCAGAAGCGGAGGAAGGUGGAGCCAGAAGGCAAAUCUCCUUCUCAUAGUUCAUCCACCAGGCCUUUCACCCCACCGGCGAGCACGGGCGGCUCAAAAUCUCCCGGAAGUUCGGGCAGGUCUCAGACUCCCCCCGGGGUGGCCACUCCCCCCAUCCCCAAAAUCACCAUCCAGAUUCCCAAGGGGACCGUGACCGUCGGCAAACCUUCCCACGGGCAGUACACGAGCAGCGGCUCGGUCUCCUCCCUGAGCAGCAAAAGCCACCACAGUCACUCCUCCUCCUCUUCCUCCUCCUCCUCCUCGUCCUCCUCAUCCUCCUCGUCGUCGUCCUCCUCCUCGACCUCGGGCAAAAUAAAGAGCAGCAAGUCGGACGGCUCUUCCGGGUCCAAGAUGAGCGGCAGCCUCUACUCGGGCCAAGGCGGCUCUGGAUCAGGUCAGUCCAAAAGCUCCGCCCAGUCUGUGGGCAAGCCCGGGUCCUCCCCCAUCACCAAACACGGCCUCAGCAGCGGCUCGGGAGGCACCAAGAUCAAACCUCAAGGGAAGCCGUCAUCGCUUAUGAACCCUUCCAUGAGUAAACCAAACAUUUCUCCUUCUCAUUCUAGACCCUCGGGCGGUUCUGACAAGCUGGCCUCUCCGAUGAAACCCGUUCCAGGCACUCCCCCGUCGUCUAAAGCAAAGUCCCCCAUUAGUUCCAGUUCUGGAGGCUCCCACAUGUCUGGGACCGGAUCAAGCAUGAAGUCCUCUUCCGGGAUGGGGUCCUCCGGUUCCGCGUCCCAGAAGCCACCCCCUUCUUCUUCUUCCUCCAACUCGUCGGCCACCUCCUCUUCCUUUUCGUCAGGCAGCUCGUCCAUGUCCUCGUCUCAGAACCAGCACGGCAGCUCCAAAGGCAAGUCCCCGAGCCGGAACAAGAAGCCGUCGCUGACCGCCGUCAUCGACAAGCUGAAGCACGGCGUCGUCACCAGCGGCCCAGGUGGGGAAGACUCCGUGGACGGGCAGGUGGUCCAAAGCUCCGGCGCCUCGAGCCACUCCGGGUCCUCCAAGCACAACUUGUCCGGAGGCGAAUUGCAGGGGAAGCGCGAGAGAAGCGACAAAGAGAAAUCCAAAGUCUCCGUCUCGGGCGGCUCCUCCGACUCUUCCAAGAAGUCAUCGGACUCGAAGAACGUUGGGAGCACUGGAGUGGCCAAGAUUAUCAUCAGCAAGCACGACGGUGGCUCUCCCAGCAUUAAAGCCAAAGUGACCCUGCAGAAGCCUGGCGAAGGAGGUGGGGAAGGCUUGAGGCCUCAGAUGACGUCUUCCAAAAGCUACGGCUCCCCCCUGAUCAGCGGGUCGACCCCGAAGCACGAGCGCUGCUCCCCCAGCCACAGCAAAUCUCCGGCCUACACGCCCCAAAACAUCGACAGCGAGAGCGAGUCGGGCUCGUCCAUCGCGGAGAAAUCCUAUCAGAACAGCCCCAGCUCCGAUGACGGGAUCCGGCCUCUUCCGGAAUACAGCUCCGAAAAACACAAGAAGCACAAAAAGGAGAAGAAGAAAGUGAAAGAUAAGGACCGGGACAGAGAAAGGGACCGGGACAAAGAGAGGGACAAAAAGAAAACUCACAGCCUGAAGCCAGAGAGCUGGUCAAAGUCUCCCAUCUCUUCCGAGCAGUCUCUGUCUAUGACCAGCGGUGCCAUUCUUACAUCAGACAGGCCGUCUCGGCCCAGCCCCGAUUUUCUGAUUGGGGAGGAAGAUGAUGAUCUAAUGGAUGUUGGCCUGAUAAGAAAUUAAUAAUUCUAUUUUAUUUUAUUUUUUGCUGGGGGGAGGCAGUGUUUCAUUUUGUUUCCUCUAAGGAUAUUUUUUAAAAGUCUUGGGCACAUUGAGACCCAAAACGGGGUUUGCUAAAAACAAACAAAGCAUUCGUAGAUGGAGUGCAACUAACCGGAAAUAUUUUUAAGCCCUUGGGGGAAACGUCAUACAGAGAGAGAGAGAGAGUUGUAGCCCCCCCCCCCUCUUGCUAGAGCUGCAUAACUGUGGACUAGCACAACAGAAUUGAAAUUCAGGCAAAUAUUUUAAGAUAUAGUUUUAUUUCCCCUGUUUAUUUUAUUUUUAAAAUCGGGAUCAAAUUUUUUCUCUCUCGCCGCAAUUUUUUUUGAACGCUUCCGUCCUCGUGCACCUUUUGUAAAGAUUUUAGCAGCCGGUGUGGGUUUUGUGAUUCACAUUUAGCAAGAAGGGAAAAAGUAUUCUUUAAAAAAAAAAAAAGAUUCAGAAGAAUUUGUUCAGGGCCUGAUGCUUGCUGGGUUUUCUCCGGGGUGCUGACCGCUGUCUCUUGGAGUGUGUGUGUGUUUUAAGGGACAGCUGGAGGCUUUUAUUUAGCCUUCAUCCCAAUGGGUUUUAAGUAUUUUUGACAUCUCUUGCGUUGCAUACCUUUGAGGCGGUUGGAUUAAAUCGAUUUGCGUUAAUCGUA
Molecule: messenger RNA, 5485 nt
Organism: Heteronotia binoei (common prickly gecko)
Lineage: Eukaryota; Metazoa; Chordata; Lepidosauria; Squamata; Gekkonidae
Gene: MED1
Product: mediator complex subunit 1
Biological process (GO): cellular response to thyroid hormone stimulus; regulation of transcription by RNA polymerase II
Cellular component (GO): mediator complex
Molecular function (GO): nuclear retinoic acid receptor binding; nuclear thyroid hormone receptor binding; transcription coregulator activity
Source: RefSeq, a predicted model, not a curated record